AUGCUCUUCGGCAGUCGGCUUGCUGUGGUUUCCUCAGUACUGGUGAGCACUAUCGAGGCGAUCAAUAUUCCUCCACGAACGGGUCACUACCGGUAUCAAGUCGGGAUCAACAAGCAUGUCAUUGAGCACCUCAACGCGAAUGACCCUACGGCCUCCGGCAACGUCAGCCCAUCGUUUCUGGCGACGAUAUUCUACCCCACAGCGGCAUAUUCCCAUGGCGCCUCUACGCCGUAUCUGAACCCUGGACUGGGGUCGCUGUAUGAAGCGCGGUGGAACUUCACCCCUGGGCUGCUGGCGUCGCUCACCUCGACAGUCCAGAAAGACGCGCCCUUCUUGUCAGCUGGGGACCAGACGCUCUUUUCGACGUUGCUAUUUGGGGGCGGCGGGGGUGGACAUGCGACAGAGUGUUACACGAUACUUGUCUCGGAGCUGGCUUCGCAUGGCUAUACCGUCGUCGGUCUUGACCACCCUUGGACCACCCCGCUCAUUGAAGAGGUCUACGCAAUGCGCAUGCAAGAUACGGCCGUGUUUUUGGACCACCUGCCCAAGCUCGCGGAGGAGCUUGAGGCGCCCUUCAACACGAGCUACGUAGGGGCGUUCGGCGGCUCCUUGGGCGGCGCCGCUGCAGUCGGGUCGGCGUACGAUGACGAGCGCAUUCUCUCGGCCAUCAACAUGGAUGGAACUUUCUUUGGAAGAGCCGCGGUUAGCACCAGCGACGCAGACGUACAAAAACCGACCCUUAUGCUCGGGAUGGAGGGACACACCGGCGUGAACGCUUCGUUGGAUAUCACGUGGGGAACCUUCCCACGCUGGCAAACGGACUACUUCAGGAAGAUACUCGUGAAAGGGGCUACGCACAGGGACUUUAGCGACAUCACCUUUUGGAAGACCGUUAGAGGAUCGGUCAGGGAUGCCGGGCCCAUCAACGGGACACGUCAGGUCGAGACCAUGAAUGCGAUCGUAAGAGCGUUCUUCGACUUCACGCUGCUGGGCAUACCCUCGCCCGUCCUAGACGCGCCCUCUAAAGAAUUUCCGGAUCUAAUCUUCCAUGGGAGAAAUAAACCUACGUGA
Anthostomella pinea is the source of this 1071-nucleotide messenger RNA. NCBI's taxonomy places the organism in Eukaryota, Fungi, Ascomycota, Sordariomycetes, Xylariales, Xylariaceae. The record is from the annotation of a GenBank genome assembly.